Messenger RNA from Callorhinchus milii (elephant shark), 788 nucleotides. RefSeq names its product UPF0450 protein C17orf58 homolog. Lineage: Eukaryota; Metazoa; Chordata; Chondrichthyes; Chimaeriformes; Callorhinchidae. The transcript has 4 exons. The record is from RefSeq and is a predicted model, not a curated record. Gene Ontology annotation, molecular function: protein binding. Bases 277 to 747 code for a protein of 156 amino acids.
UCCAACCGCUCGCCCGCUGACCUAACCCUCACUCGUGCUCGCACCGUGCAGACUCACCCCCUUCCCCGACCCGGCACCCUCGCCCUCCUCCCCGCGCUGGGGCCGAAACCGGGACGCAGGGAAGACUCCGGCCGGGAUGAGAAUCGCUCCAGACGUGGAGGCUCCCGCAGCGCGGAACGAGUGAGCAGCACAAACCUGUCUCUGGCCACCAACCGGCGCUCGUCGAGCCUCCUUUACCACUUCAACAUCAUCCGAGAAGAAGAUUACGACAAGCAGAUGUGUGCGAUCGAAUGCAGAAAGGAAAAGAAUGAGCAGGAGUUUUACUGCAGCAGUGAGUUUGCGAUAAGCGCCAUCAUCCACAGCAUAGACCCCCUGGGGAAGGGGCUGCGGCUGGUGACCGUGCUGGUGGACAGCGAUGGCUUCUAUCGGACCAGCCGCCUGUAUGUGACGCCGGAUGGAUUCUUCUUCAAGGCGCACGUUCUGGUCGUCGACACUUUCAACUGCAAGCGGCCGUGUCCGGACCUGAAAUUUGGUGCUCGGUACAUCAUGAUGGGCCAGAUUUAUCACAGGAGAUAUUCUCUACCUGCCUGGGUGCAGGAGCGUGUGACUGGGCGGCUGAAACCCGGGGACGGGUUGGUGAAGAGCAGCAGCUACGUGAAAAGGUACAACAGAAAAAGAGAGCAGAAACUACAGGCAGCACAGGACGGGAAAUGCGGAGGAUCUUUUCCAGGAAUCUCAGGGAAAUAAAACUAUAAUAAUAAAAGUCCUUGCAUUUUGAUAUAGCGCCU